ACCGCCCUGAGAUCCAUCUCCAGAUCUGCGAGCAUUGUGUGCAAAAACGAAUUGCGAUUUCAUUUCAUGUUGCAAAAGUGUGGAGGAAAAAGCCACGAGUGAUUUAAAUUAAAGCAAAUAGGACCAUCGAGAAGAAAACAGACUCAAAAUGGAAGUGACAGAGGCAAAUUUACAGCUGCUGGCCGGUUAUUUGCAGCAGACGCUGAGCGCCGAUCCAAAUGUCCGCCGGCCGGCCGAAAAACUUUUGGAGUCCACGGAACUGCAGCAGAAUUACCCGAUCCUACUGCUCAAUCUGAUAGACAAAGCCCAAAUGGACAUGACCACGCGGGUGGCGGGAGCCAUUGCCUUUAAGAACUAUAUUAAGCGGAAUUGGGCAGCCCACCUGGACAGCGAUGGGCCAGAUCGCAUCCACGAAAGUGACAGGAAUACAAUUAAGACCCUGAUCGUAACGCUAAUGCUUCACUCACCGGUGGCAUUGCAAAAACAACUAAGCGACGCGGUCAGCAUCAUAGGCAAACAUGAUUUUCCCAAAAAAUGGCCGCAGCUUAUCGACGAGAUGGUGGAGAGAUUCGCCUCUGGCGAUUUCAAUGUCAUCAACGGCGUUUUGCAAACCGCACACUCGCUGUUCAAGCGCUAUCGUUAUGAGUUCAAGUCGCAGGCUUUGUGGGAGGAGAUCAAGUUUGUGCUGGAUCGCAUGGCUAAACCUCUGACAGACCUGCUCCAGGCCACUAUGCAGCUGACCAAAGUGCACGAGAACAAUGCCGAGGCUUUGAAGGUCAUUUACGGCUCUUUGGUUCUUGUAAACAAAGUAUUCUUCUCGCUCAAUUCUCAAGACUUGCCAGAGUUCUUUGAGGACAAUAUCAACACGUGGAUGGGAGCGUUUAUUCAACAACUGGCCGCAGAUGUGCCAUCCCUGCGUACUGGUGAUGAUGAGGAUGCGGGUGUUCUGGAGCAUCUGCGUGCUCAAGUCUGCGAGAAUAUUUGCCUAUAUGCGAAAAAGUACGACGAGGAGUUCAAGCCAUUUAUGGAGCAAUUUGUGACUGCAGUUUGGGAAUUGCUGGUCAAGACCAGCUUGCAAACCAAGUACGAUUCGUUGGUUUCGCAUGCUCUGCAGUUCCUCUCUGUGGUGGCAGAGCGCCCGCACUAUCAGAGCAUUUUCGAGAAUCCAGAGAUUCUUGCGCAGAUCUGCGAUAAAGUAGUCAUUCCCAAUCUAGAUAUCCGGCCCUCAGAUGAAGAAAUUUUCGAGGACAGUCCGGAGGAGUAUAUUCGGAGGGAUAUUGAAGGCUCUGACAUUGAUACACGACGUCGGGCAGCAUGCGAUCUGGUCAAGACCUUAUCUAUCAACUUUGAACAAAAGAUCUUUGGCAUCUUUGGCCAGUAUCUAGAGAUAUUGUUGACCAAGUAUAAAGAGAAUCCGGCUACCAAUUGGAGGUCAAAGGAUACGGCAAUUUAUUUGGUUACUUCGUGGGCAUCUCGAGGUGGAACUCAAAAGCAUGGCAUCACACAGACCUCGGAGUUGGUUCCACUUCCUGAAUUUGGUGCCCAGCAAAUUAUUCCAGAACUGGAAAGACCCAACAUUAACGAGUUUCCCGUGCUUAAAGCUGCUGCCAUUAAGUAUAUAAUGGUGUUCCGCAGCAUUUUGGGUCCCCAAGUCCUGGCCAACUGCCUGCCCCAGCUUAUUAGACAUCUCCCCGCCGAAAGCCCCGUUGUUCAUAGCUAUGCUGCUUGUUCCGUGGAGAAGAUCCUAACUAUGCGGGAUGCCAGCAAUGCCAUCUUGUUUGGACCUCAGGUCUUAGCACCUCACGCAACCCAACUUAUUAGCGGGUUGUUUGCGACCCUUUCGCUUCCGGGAUCCGGAGAGAAUGAGUACGUAAUGAAAGCUAUCAUGCGAAGCUUUUCGGUUUUGCAAUCGGCUGCCAUGCCCUUCAUGGGCGUCGCCCUUCCACGGCUUACCGAGAUUCUCACCAAAAUGCCGUCGCGUCCACACUUUAAUCACUACCUUUUUGAAACGCUGGCUCUGUGUAUAAAAAUUGUUUGUCAGGCCGAUGCCUCGGCUGUGAGCUCCUUUGAGGAGGCCUUGUUCCCAGUUUUCCAAGGAUUCUUACAGCAGGAUAUUGUCGAAUUUAUGCCCUACGUCUUCCAGAUGCUUUCUGUGCUGCUGGAAGUGCGUGAGGGCUCUGGUUCUAUACCGGAACCCUAUUGGGCACUGUUCCCCUGCUUGUUGUCCCCAGCUCUGUGGGACCGGACGGGCAAUGUCACACCAUUGAUUCGCCUUAUUUCUGCUUUCAUCAAGCAGGGUUCAGCUCAGAUUCAAGCCCUGGGUAAACUGAGCGGAAUCCUCGGAAUAUUCCAAAAGAUGAUUGCCUCCAAGGCUAACGACCAUGAAGGUUUUUAUCUGCUCCAGAAUCUGCUUUCAUACUACCCUCCAGCUGAGAUUCAAACUAAUCUUCGUCAGAUCUUUGGCUUGCUCUUCCAGCGAUUGUCGCUCUCAAAGACUCCAAAGUAUUUAAGCGGCAUCAUAAUCUUCUUCAGCUUUUAUGUGAUUAAGUUCAGUGGCAGUCAGAUGGCUCAAUUGAUAGAUGAGAUUCAGCCUAACCUGUUUGGAAUGCUGCUGGAUCGCGUGUUCAUCACCGAAAUGGGCAAGGUUCCCAAGGAACAGGAUCGCAAAAUGGUGGCCGUGGGUGUCACUAAGCUCCUUACAGAAACUCCAGAAAUAUUGCAGCAACAGUACGCUACUUUCUGGCCACGACUGCUGCAUUCUCUAAUCGAUCUUUUUGAGCGACCACCUGAGAAAUUGAAGGGUCUCGAAUUAGGAGAGCCAGCAGGAGUUGCCGAGGAUCCGGAUGCGGGCUAUCAAGUGGCAUAUGCCCAACUUACUAAUGCCCAGCCCAACCAGCAAGAUCACCUGGCUGAGAUUAAGGAUGCCCGCCAGUUUCUAGCCACUUCGCUUUCUAAGUUUGCCCAGGCUAGGGCAGGAGAAUUCUCCACUUUGCUGUCGCCCCUGGAGCCGGAAUACAAGCAAGUACUACAGAAAUAUUGUGAUCAGGCUGGAGUGCGAAUUGCCUAAAGGAAACGAACGACUCGGAGCUCAUUCAUCGCAAUCAAACCUCGCCAUACAUUCGGAAAUCUUCACUUACACGCACUCAAUCAUUCAUUGCAUGCCCAGUUUAUUGUCAAUAAAAGUUUGUUUAUAAUGUAUCUAUAUGUAAGUUUUGUAAACAAUUAAAAGUUAUGUUUUCAGAAA
Molecule: messenger RNA, 3244 nt
Organism: Drosophila teissieri
Lineage: Eukaryota; Metazoa; Arthropoda; Insecta; Diptera; Drosophilidae
Gene: Cse1
Product: exportin-2
Exons: 7
Coding region: 149-3067 (972 amino acids)
Biological process (GO): protein export from nucleus; protein import into nucleus
Cellular component (GO): cytosol; nuclear envelope
Molecular function (GO): small GTPase binding; nuclear export signal receptor activity
Source: RefSeq, a predicted model, not a curated record